AUGACAACUCUCGCUCCGACUCCCACUCUUCCGGCCCUUGACAGGGCUCUGGAGGUCCAAAGCUUUCGGAAGAGCCGUGAGCUAUAUAACACCCUGCGCGAUGACUGCGACCAGCCACCGGUCGAUGGCAAGCACAUCCAGAACCUCGCCGCCAUCUUCGUCCGACACAACGCCCAGAAUGUCCUAGGUGUCCAUUUGAUUCACGGUCACUUCAGCAUCCCCGAGGACACGGUCCUUCUGGGCACCAACUUCGAGGGAAUCAAGGGCCGCUGGGCCAGGGUCACGCAGGUCGGGAACAUCGACCCUACCGCUGUCCACGGCCACAUCUUUGUCUACGGCAGGGAGGGACUGUGUGCCUACGAGUAUCAGAACGGGCCGCUCCCUGACCUCUCUACCGUCGGCCAAGGCUUUCUGGGCGAAUCCAUGUAUGAGCUCAUCCUCGACGAGGGUACUGUCAUGCUACAGGAGGGCGCCAUCAAGAACUGCGAGCCCACCAGGGUGACUGGAUGGAGGUUCGAGGCCGGUCCCGGCGGUCCUCGCGUCUGCCAAGCCAACGAGACGCACGCCAAGAUGACUUCGGGCAACCACAAGAUCUUCAACGCUGGCAAGCCACACCCAAAGCUCGACAAUGUCGACGAUCUCAAGGCGGCCCUAGUCGGAGCCGGAGUUCUCUGA
Molecule: messenger RNA, 675 nt
Organism: Thyridium curvatum
Lineage: Eukaryota; Fungi; Ascomycota; Sordariomycetes; Thyridiales; Thyridiaceae
Exons: 3
Coding region: 1-675 (224 amino acids)
Source: RefSeq, a predicted model, not a curated record